Molecule: messenger RNA, 1188 nt
Organism: Jatropha curcas
Lineage: Eukaryota; Viridiplantae; Streptophyta; Magnoliopsida; Malpighiales; Euphorbiaceae
Product: putative 2-oxoglutarate-dependent dioxygenase AOP1
Source: RefSeq, a predicted model, not a curated record
CAAAAUAACUUCGUUUUAAUUUAAAGAACUUUAUAUCUAAGUUAUUCACCAGAAAAAGAAAGAAAAAAAAAAUGGUCUCUGGUCAAAACCCUAUUAAUGUUCCAGAGAUAGAUUUGUCAAACCUAAAGCCAAUGACUCCAGAAUGGGAUUCUGCAAGAUCCCAAAUAUGGAAAGCAGUGGAAGAGUUCGGUUGCUUUAGGGUUGUGUUCAACAAAAUUCCUCAAAACCUUCCAAAUUCAAUUCUCAAUGAAUUGAAAGAGCUGUUUGAUUUGCCUUUAGAAACUAAAAAGCUUACUAAUCAUAUCACCGACCUCUAUGGUGGUUAUGUAGGAAAGUCUCUUUUCGGACCGCUAUAUGAAAGCAUUGGAUUUGAUGAUCCUUUUAUGUUGGAAAAGGUUGAGAAAUUGAUCAAUGCCAUUUUGCCUCCUGGAAAGCCUGAAUUUUGCAAACAUGUACAUGAUUUGGCGAAACUAAUGUCAGAAAUGGAAACAAUGAUAGUGAGAAUGGUGAUGGAGAGUUUGGGCGUUGAGAAGUAUUUGGAUGAGCAUUGCAACUCAGUGUUUCAUGCUCUUAGGGUUCAAAAAUAUGAAAUACCUCAAAAGGGUGAGGUAGAAGUUGCCCUAAACAUUCACAAGGACCAAGAUGUGAUGACCAUAUUGUAUCAAAGUCAGAUUGAUGCAUUAGAGGUAGAAACAAGAGAUGGUAAGUGGGUAGACGUGAAACCCUCUUCGGAUAAUUUUAUGGUGGUGAUCGGGGAAACUCUCCAUGCAUGGACAAAUGGUAGAGCACACUCUCCAUAUCAUCGUGUUAUAAUGAGAGGAAAUAGGCCAAGGUAUUCAACAGGAUUGUUCACAGCCUUUAAAGCAGGAUUUGUAAUCAAAGCUCCAGAAGAACUAGUGGAUGAACAAAACCCCUUGCUAUAUAAGCCAUUUGAUCAUUUUGAAUUUCUCAAAUUGAUCAAAAGGGAUGCAGAGCAUUAUGAAACUAAUCCAAACCCUUCCUACAUUCCUUUGAUAGCUUAUUAUGGUAUUGAUGUUUGAUACCCAGCUACAUUAAAUUAAUUAUAAGCACAUAUAUAUUUUGUGUGCUUCUAUAAAUAAAAUGUGCGGGUGUUUACUUAGUUGUGUGAAUAGAUCAGCUACAUGUACUUCCACGGGUACUAAAUAAUGUUUACUUUUUCUUUUUUUC